This is a messenger RNA of Ailuropoda melanoleuca (giant panda), 2509 nucleotides long. RefSeq names its product serum amyloid A-2 protein. The record is from RefSeq and is a predicted model, not a curated record. The transcript is spliced from 4 exons. The coding region runs from base 171 to 749 and encodes 192 amino acids. Lineage: Eukaryota; Metazoa; Chordata; Mammalia; Carnivora; Ursidae. Gene Ontology annotation, cellular component: extracellular region.
GACAAUCGAACCUCUUUUCUAAUACUGAUCACUCUUCACAUCCAUUCUCAAUACAUUAUUGUGGAGGGAGGGAAACCUUUCCUCACCAGGAAGGAGAGUGAAAACAGGCAGAAAACACCAAGUUUGCUACACUCUAGGGAGCUGCCAGAUUGCACAACCUGGGAAAUUAGAUGGAGCCUGACAUUCUGGAUUCCGUGUUCACUCUGGCCAAGGGGAAUUUCCCAAAUCCCAGUGUUUUGCUUCAAACAUGUCUCCCCCUCCCUUCCCCUAGCAAAGCGUCAGUAUAUAUAGCACGGGCUCCGGGCCACAGGGAGCUCGGCCUCACCAGAGCCUCUGUGGGAAGCGACAGCCGAAGGAUGAAGCUUUUCCUGGGCGUCCUCUUGUGCUCCCUGGUCCUGGGCGUCAGCAGCCAAGGAUGGUUAACCUUCCUCAAGGAAGCUGGUCAAGGGGCUAGAGACAUGAUGAGAGCCUACUCUGACAUGAGAGAAGCCAAUUACAAAAAUUCAGACAAAUACUUCCACGCCCGGGGAAACUAUGACGCUGCACGAAGGGGCCCUGGGGGUGCCUGGGCUGCUAAAGUCAUCAGCGAUGCCAGAGAGAAUUCUCAGAGAGUCACAGACCUUUUCAAGUAUGGAGACAGCGGCCACGGAGUGGAGGACUCGAAGGCUGACCAGGCUGCCAAUGAAUGGGGCCGCAGUGGCAACGACCCCAACCACUUCCGACCCCCUGGCCUGCCUGACAAGUACUGAGCUUCCCCUUGGCUCUGCCCUGGGGAGACGGGCAGGAGCCCUCUGAAGGCCGGAACAGUUGCUGAGUUAGAGUUACUGAAUUCUAUAUCCUUCCCUCUCAAUACUUUAUGAAGAGCAUAUAAAAAUGUUUAAUAAAUGCUUGUGAAUUCAAUUUAUCAUUGCCAUCUGGAAACAGCAAAUGACAACCUUCCUGGGUACUUUUAAUACCAGGGUCAGGAUCAACUUACCUUAUCAUCUUUCUUCAAAGGAGAUAAGUCACCAAUAAAGAAUAAUACUGAUUUGGGGUAAAGGUGUUAUGUCCAUAAUAGGGACCAUAGUAUAUAGACCCUAUAUGGACCAUACAUGUCAGUCCCUAGGACAGAGAGAGAUCCAAACCCUAGUUCUCAACAGGAUAGUGCUUCAGCCACCUCCAUCCCCACCCCAGCUUUUGGAUCUAUCUGGUGAUACUUUUGGUUGACAUGGUGAUUGCAGGACGUUUGGUGGGUGGACCAGAGGUACAGACAGCUUACAAUUUAUGAGACAGUGCAGCAAACAAAAGGUUAUCCUAAAUCUUGCUUGACUUUUGCUGUGUCCUAUCAGACGUAUAGUUAGGCAGUAUCAGAUUGACUGCAAAAAUGAAUGAAGUUUAAGCUUCAAGGACUCCUCACUUAUAUGGGACCAUUCCAAGAUCCUUGGAGAGGCCCUGGGAAAGGAUUAACAUGGUCAAUUAUCUUUAUAAAAUCUGCAGAAGUAAAAUACUUUAAUUAAGGCUGUUAGCACCUCUGACUGUUCAUGGCAACAUUCUGCCAUCACUUUUCUGCUUGUGUUGAGUGGCAUGGGGAUGGGCACAGGCAUUCUGGAGAUCUGACUAAGGAGAAGUCGAAUUGGGGGUAUAAAUGGUUUGCACUUAGUGGGACAUAUUUGUGUGGUUUUCAGUCACUUCCAGGUGAAAUUAAGUUAUUGAUCACUAUCCCAGAGUAGGAAUGGCCUCUAGGUAUGAAUUCUCCCACCAUCUACUGUGGUUCCUUCUGGUGCAGAGAGCAGAGAUCAUAUGGUAAAAGGAACAUGUCCUGUACAGUCCAGCACAGAGUAUGUGGGUAGUUGGGAAGAAACAAUGCUGAAAUGUAUAGUCAAGCAUGAAUCUAUGGAGAAUUGUAAGAUCACAUGUGGAAGAUUUUUAUUUUGAUAGAAUCCUAGUCAAAAUGGAAGUUCUCCCCCAGAAAGAGUUUUUCCAAAUCUGACAGUCGUCAAACUUCAUAGAAUAUUACCAAUAACAAGUUGUGAAGUUGAAAGAAACUUUCCUAAACCACCAAUAAUAAUUUAAAAAAAAUUAAACAACCAUGCUAGAGUAGUAGAAUUAUCCUUUUAUUUUUCAUUCUAGAAAAUGAUCUUACAAGGUCAUUUUCGUAAAAGGAAGAUCAAAGUGAACUUAGAAAAAAUUCUAUUAAAAAAUUAAAAUUAUAUUAAAAACACUAUAUUAAAACAGAGGAUUUUUAGGGCAGUGAAAGUACUCUGCAUGAUGCAAUAAUGGUGGAUGUAUGUCAUAAAUUUGCCCAAACCUACAGAAUGUGCAACACCAAGAGAGAACCCCAACCUAACCUCUGGUGAUAAUAAUGUGUUAAUGUAGGUUCAUCUCUUGUAUCGAAUAUUCCACUCUGGUAGGGGACGCUAAUAACGGGGGAGGCUUUGCACGGGGCAGGUAUAAGUUAUAUGGGAAAUUCUGUACCUUCUGCUCAAUAUUGCUGUGAACCUAGAAUUGCUCUAAAAAUAAAUUCUAUUGG